UAUUUGCAAAAUCCAAAACUGAGAAAAAAAGUCAAGUCAAAAUCCUUGUUCUAAACAAAAUCCACUACAGAUUUAAAUUAAUGUAGAGGUGAAUCUAGCGUAACAUAAUGGAGGAUGAAAUUGAUGAAUGCAUAAGGAAAAAGAUACAAUGGCAGCAACUGCCUGGGAACUUAAAAAAGAUAUUAAAUGAGUCUCCGAAAGAAUAUGAACGAUAUAUACUAGAAUUCAGUAUAAAAAAUCAGCUGCGAUUUCGAGGAAGCCUAGUUCGAACGGUAAGGAAAGAUGAGAGGAAGUAUUAUGAAGCUUUGAUUCAGAACAGCAUACAGAGACUCAUGCUCUACCCAUAUCAUUUAGCAGACAUGAUUGUCAAAGGAUUAAGAAUAACUCCAUUCAUAUAUUAUAUUGAAGUGGUAGCGCUGUUGAUAGAACUUGAGAAGAGCUAUGACACUAUGCCUAAUUUUACGGCUGCCGACUGUCUACGACUUUUGGGCGUAGGUCGUAACGAAUAUCUAGAACUGGUGGCAAAAGCCCGAUCUCUGGGCCGACGCGGGCGGUCAAGAGCUAUACGCUCGCUUCUGCCGCGUGUUCCCUUGAACAUACCUAUGCAGACGUGGUGGCGGGUCGAACUGGGCUAUGUGCUGGAGGAAGAUGUAAAGCCUCUGAGCGAAAAAGAGAAGCAUCUUAUUGAUUUGCUGAUCGACCAGGGCUCUCAAACCGCUGGCACACUGGACUACCAUGUCGUCAAGAUAUUGUACAGGCGCGGUUUAAUUUACUUGGACGUGCCAAUAACAGCAGCUGAUAAGGUGUCAGUACCACCACUGAAAGGGUUUGUCAUGAACCGUAUCGCGGGGGACUAUUUCGAGACUUUACUGUACAAAGUGUUCGUUUCCAUCGACGAACAUACGAGCGUGGCCGAGCUGGCUACCGUGUUGCAGGUGGAGAGUGAACUGGUGAAGCAAGCGGUGUCGCUGUACUGUCGGCUGGGCUUCGCGAAGUGUCUGCAACCGCCUCCCGUGUCCCCACAACAUCCGUCAUGGCGGGACGCGCUCACCACACACUAUCAUCAACCGUACAGACAGAUUGCUCCGUUAACUUUUGACCCUAAUGUAGAAGAGGAUCUACAGAUGGACCCUGUACUUAUUAAAGACCUACCUUCAACCUCAAAACAGGAAUUGCCAGACGCACCAACCAGUAAUGCAGGACAACGGGUGGCUGUGUUAUUCGAUUCCACAUUAGCCGCAUACCUCAUGAUGGGAAAUUUGUCGCCUGACCUAAAAAGUCAUGCUGUGACGCUGUUCGAAGUGGGAAAGCUCUGUGACGAGAGUCUGGACAGUUUGCUCAUAGAAUUGGAUAAGGUGGUUGGCGAUUCAGAGAUCGAAGGCGAAGCGAGGAGAUAUCUAGCAGCCGCCGCGUGCCUCCGCGUGGCGCUGCGAACGCUGCGUCCAAAAUUACGACCACUGGACUUACUGCGCUGUGAAGCGCUGCAUGCGCUGGAUGCUCCCGCGCGGACUAGAUUGCUCACUACUAAGUACAGACUGGCCAUAUCCACUGCGCCGCUGAGCCGCGAGGCCCGAGCGGGUGCCGCCGCUGGGUCUUUGCCGCAUGUUGGCCCCGCCCCACCCGAAGCCUCAACCCCGUGGAUGCGGCUCUACCUUUACCAUCUUGCUGGUUACGGGCCCCCCACAUUGCUGCUUACUAAAGGCACAGUACUCCGCGGCGUACCACGGUCUCUGCUCGGUUUCUCCCGUCUUGCGGUGUCGUGGUGGGGGGCGGAGUCAGAGGCCACGGCACUCCCUGCGGUGGCGGCACUGGGUGCGGCUAACUCCGCCCUCCGCCGCGGCCCGGUGCUGAUCCAAGCAGCUGGGGUGCGGACCGCGCCUACAGUAGUACAUCUCUCCUUUCCGCCCACUGCUGAGAUACAUGAUGAGCUACAAAGCCUGUGGAGGAAACACACAGGACUACGUCGAUUGUUGCGUCGGUUGCGAUUGACGCGUUCGGCGGGAUACGUGACUCUUGCCGACAUUGGUGUUCCAGAUUUGGGCUGUGCCCACCCGCCUGUUGCAGUGCAACUCGUUGCAUCAAGAAAGAGAAAGGAUAUUUGCGGUAUGGCGAAACCUGUCAGCGAAAUUUCAAUUUCCUCCAACGACUCCUCCAAAGACACCACAGAGUAUACAAAAACUAUUAGCAACCUUCAAUCACCCAUAGAGUCUCACUUUGCGGUAACACCAACAACAGACAGCAAAACUGGGUCCCCAGCGAAUGGUUUCACGAGCAUCGAAAGUGGGAAGUUACUCUGUGAAGAGCUCGAUAAUCUGAAUAUGGAGACACAUCGGAGCAAAGAAUCGAUAGUUAGUGACGAUUUCGUACCAAUACAUUCCUCGACCAGUUUUGACGAUUUGAAAGAUAGCCGAAGACAUUCCAAAGAAAAUUCCAGUAGUAAAGAAUCGAUUUCCGACGAAUUAGUUCCUAUACAUUCGCCGACAACUGUCGGGAAAGAGAAAAUAAGUCUUAAUUCUGACGAACAGUUCUGUAAUGUUCUACGUCAGAAAGAGCAAGUUGAUUUAAAUUUGGAUGAGUUAGACAGAGAUAUGAAACUGGAACAGUUCAGUGAUAAGAAGAGGGAUAGGAAGUUGGAGCAGUUAAGUGAGUUGUUCAGUCCGGCGGAUGAGUCAAUAUCUAUGUUUACUCAGUUGUCAGACAAAUUGACGGAGAUUACGAAUGAAGAUAGUGGCUUUGAUACGGCUCAUAACAACUCCGAUGAAGAAACAUGUAAACCAGAGAAAUGGACCAUUCUAGAUCUCCAAUUUGGCAUUCCAUUGUUUGAUGAGGUGUUGUGUGAAAAAGUAUGCAGCAAUAUAGUGGACAGGAUAGCGAAACCUGAAUUGUUAGAUAAAGUGAGAGAAGAUAACGAGUUUAUAAGAACAGACGUUUUGAAAUUCGUUUCGCAGUGUCAGUAUUAUCCUGGAGAAGAAAUGGGGAUAGUCAAGCGUGGUACUUUAGUGCCAUUGCCAAGGAAAAAUCUAGUUUUCGAGAACGGGCGUAUAAGUGAGUGGAACGGAAAGUGAUAUGCUCUCGCACCCUGACAUUGGGAAUUUGGUUUUAUGGCCUUGCUACACAUUGGGCCAAUGUUUUCGCCAAUCUUGUACUACUGGUGUGUUCUGCUAAGUUGGUUACUGCAUUCGAGCUAAAAUGUUGGCCCAACGUGUAUUAGGACUUAUAAAAUUUUGCGACAUGGUUUUAACGAAACGGUUAGAAAUGCGAUCUUUAUCAUCACCGAUGGACAUAGGUGAUUUGUAGUGAAUUAUACACCCCAGUUUUGUACCCUAAGUCCAGGCGGUUUCCUGCGACAUCGCUGUCUGUCCACCAUUGUCAUACUAACUUGGUCUACCAACGGUUCGUCCAACGGUCCUACAAACUAAAAAAUAUCAUAUAAUAUAGAAAUAUCAUGAGAUUACAGUUUAUUAUACGUGUAACCUUUUUUUUUUUUUUUUGAAAGAAUGUUAUUGAUAUACCUAGUUAUUUGAAGGUAAUACUGCGGUCAAAUUAUAGUUAAAAAUACAGUGAAAAGAAAAAAAAACCCAGUUGCAGUGUAGCUAUAUAACAUAUCUAAUAAUCUGGCAAGAAAUAAUAGGUAAAUGAUGUUAUCCUUUUCACAACGAUCCAUAUGGAAUCAAAAAGCAAGGACUUCUCUGAUUAGUAAAGUGAUUUGUGUUCAAUGGAAUUAGUAUUAAUGACCCAGUGGCGGGUACAGGGUAUUCCACCUAGUCAUCAGCGUGCACUGAGUUGCUUACCAGGGUAUGCAUACAUCAGGAAAAUUGCAUAAAACGGCAAAAAUCCUCUUAUACCAGUUAUAUAUAAAUUUUAGGCUUAUAUAUUCAACCUAAACUUUGUGACACAGCAAAAAUCAUUGCAUUUGCAGAAAGCAACUAAGCGUGAGAUUGAUAUGUCAUCGAGUGAUACUUUCAGAAAAAAAAAAGCCAAAAAAAAAAAAACUAUUUUAUAUAAUAACUCUUCUUAAUGUCUUUUGAACACCCUGGGUUCGCCACUAAUGCUGUCUUAUACAUAAUCCCGAUAAUGGUGAAUUCUUGUUCAUAAAUAGAUGUAAAAGUUUUUUUUAAAAUAGGUUGUUAUAUUUAAUUAUUAUGUAGUACAUUGACGCCGGUAGGGUAGUGCAAAGGGGUAUUUGAGCGACCCCGGGGGGUUUUGUCGUUCGGGAAUCUAAUAACAUUAUGUUUUAUAAAGAUUUGCGUAUGCUUCGUUCACCCUAAAUUCUAGUGCCUUUAAGGUUAAUCAAAUCAACAAACAACUAAAAUAUUUUUUCUAAGUUGAUAACUUUUUGGUUAGGGAGGCGAUUUUUGUAGAACGACAGAGGCUUUGUGCCGACCUUUUUACUUUCUAACGGAUACUAAAUAACCAAC
Molecule: messenger RNA, 4418 nt
Organism: Pararge aegeria (speckled wood butterfly)
Lineage: Eukaryota; Metazoa; Arthropoda; Insecta; Lepidoptera; Nymphalidae
Product: protein FAM91A1
Exons: 19
Coding region: 108-3065 (985 amino acids)
Source: RefSeq, a predicted model, not a curated record